UGCCUCUUCCAUGGUCAAUUCGGAUGAAGAUUGCAUUAGGUGCUGCAAAGGGUCUCAGUUUCCUUCAUGAAGAAGCUCUAAAGCCGGUCAUUUAUCGAGAUUUCAAAACCUCAAAUAUUUUACUUGAUGCAGACUACAAUGCUAAAUUAUCAGAUUUUGGUCUUGCCAAAGAUGCUCCUGAUGAAGGCAAAACCCAUGUGUCUACUCGAGUCAUGGGCACUUAUGGUUAUGCUGCUCCUGAGUAUGUAAUGACCGGUAAGUCUUGUUUUGCUUUCAGGAUUUCAUUCACUCAUCUGCUUAUUUCUUCUCUAUAUGAUUGAAUAUAGAAAGUUAGA
Molecule: messenger RNA, 335 nt
Organism: Camelina sativa (false flax)
Lineage: Eukaryota; Viridiplantae; Streptophyta; Magnoliopsida; Brassicales; Brassicaceae
Source: RefSeq, a predicted model, not a curated record